Molecule: messenger RNA, 558 nt
Organism: Ceutorhynchus assimilis (cabbage seed weevil)
Lineage: Eukaryota; Metazoa; Arthropoda; Insecta; Coleoptera; Curculionidae
Source: the annotation of a GenBank genome assembly
AUGGAUGAUAAAGGAGAAAAAAAAAUGGCAAAGAGAGCCCCCAAUUUCACCAACAAAGAAGAGGUCAUUUUGAUGGGCCUGGUUAAAGCCUACAAGCAUGUGUUGGAAAAUAAGCAAACUGAUUCAAAUUUCAAUAAAAAAAAACAGGAGUGCUGGAGAGAAAUAACCUCCAGAUUCAAUUCACAAAGUGGGGAAGUAUAUAGGGUUUCAGUUAACCUGAGAAAAAAGUAUGAAAACUUGAAAAAGAAAACAUGCAAAAAGCUAAGGGAGUCAAAAACCUAUGUAAUGGGCACUGGCACGGGCACCCCAAAAUCAGAAAUUCUGUCUGAGAUUGAUGUCGAGAUACGAGACAUUUUGGGCGUUAGGGUAGAAGGUUUGAAUUCAGAAUUUGGGGGUGAUGCACAAAAUAACGAGCUAGAUGUUGAUAAAAGCAGGGAGAAUUUAAAUGUGGAUAAUCAGGUGGAUGAUACUAUAGAUAAAAUAGAUACUUUAGAGAAAAACACACCUUGGGCAAAGAAUAUGGUCCAGAGCUUGAGAACGCCAAAAUCAAGGCACUGA